Molecule: messenger RNA, 2980 nt
Organism: Gopherus flavomarginatus (Mexican gopher tortoise)
Lineage: Eukaryota; Metazoa; Chordata; Testudines; Testudinidae
Gene: GPR141
Product: G protein-coupled receptor 141
Exons: 3
Coding region: 241-1149 (302 amino acids)
Biological process (GO): G protein-coupled receptor signaling pathway
Cellular component (GO): membrane
Molecular function (GO): oxysterol binding; G protein-coupled receptor activity
Source: RefSeq, a predicted model, not a curated record
GCAGCAGCUGUUUGUACAGUGUUGAAUUUCCAGUGAACUCUGUGAUUCUCCUGAUAAAUAUCUGCAUUCUUCUGCAUAAUGAAUGUGAGACUGGAUUUUUACUGCAAAGUUUCAGUCAAAUGGCAGCACACACAGAGGGACCUCCAUCUCACAUCCAGUAAAUGAACUACAGAAAAAGUGACAGAGAUCUCCAAAAAUUGUUUGGAAAAAUCAUAGAGUCCAAAAGAGAUUUACAGGACCAUGCCUGAAGAGACUACAACCUUGCCGAAUGCAUCUCAGCCCAAUGACAUUGAACGUUACGCACUGAUCACUAUAUAUACAGUAGCAUUAAUUGGAGGUACAAUUGGAGCCAUCGCAAUGUCAUUUUUGUUGGUUAAAAUGAACACUCUGUCAGUGACUACAGCAGCGAUUGUCAACCUCGUGGUGUUGCACAGCCUGCUUCUCCUGACUAUGCCAUUUAGGCUUUAUUAUUAUAUCAGUCAGAAGUGGAUUUUUGGAUUUGCCUUUUGUAAAGCAGUGAGUGCUAUGAUGCACAUCCACAUGUACCUCACUCUUCUAUUCUACAUAAUCACGCUUAUUAUCCGGUGGCUCAUUUUCUUUCAAUGGAAGGACAAGGUGGAGUUCUACAGGAAGCUGCAUGCUGUGGCUGCUAGUGCUGCAGUGUGGAUAGUGGCCAUUGUGAUUGUGCUGCCUUUGUUCAUUGCUCGGUAUGGAAAUUCUGGGGAGUAUGGAAAUACCACAUGUUUUACGUUCCAACAAGAACUCAAGAAGGAGAGUGUGAAAGCACUGAACUAUGUCAUAAUUGCCGUUGUAACUGCCAUCACAUGUGUCUUCUUGGGGUUGCAAGUCUUCAUCAUUCUAAAGGUGGUGAAAAAGCUUCCAGGUUCUGUCUGGUCACAUCAAGAAUUCUGGGCCCAGAUUAAAAGCUUGAUGUUCAUAUCUGUGAUAAUCAUUUGUUUCCUCCCAUAUCACCUCUUUAGGGUCUAUUACAUACAGCACAUAGAAGAAAAACAAUCAGAAACUUACAAUGAUAUCUGUCUGAGUAUAACUGCCAUCAGCUGUCUUGAUUUGCUGUCAUUUGUUAUAAGUGGAAGCCGUUUCUUUAAGCAAAAGAUUGUUAUGCUUCGAGACAAGCUUACAUGCUGUUAGGUUCGUUCAUUUUUAGAGACCAUCUUCCACACUACAGUGUUUAGGUGGGAGGAAAACAUAUGGCUUUGUCAGUAUUUUUUUAAAAAGCAUUAUAAAUUAUGUGUAUCUAUUUAUUUUAUAUGCCUUAAACACAGUACCAGCAAAAUAACAUAGAUUCUUUGAGUAGGUGAAAUACUUAACAGUGUUCACAGUGCCAGCCUCGCAGACUGGUAGUAACUGUGCUGCAUCACAAUAGAGACAAAGGUUCCAAUCCCCUGCUGCAGAUGGAAAAGAAGCAAUAGCCCAAGAUGAUUUAUAAAGAAUGUGGAGAGAGAAAAAUAAAGCACAAAGUCAAUGAAUAGUGGCUUAUGUAAUAAAACAUAUAGACAUUUGAAGUUCCUAGAUCUGUAUGUGUACUGUUUAUAGGUUAUUUAUUAACAACAAUCUGUGAUAGAAUGUGGUGGUUCUACAGGUCUUCGCUGAGGAAUUUUGGGCUUACACUGCAAUAUGGCUUUCUAGUUCAAUUGAUCAACUGAUACAACUCCUAAAAAGCAAGCAGUUAAUGUAUCUCUUAAAUUUUUUUCCACUGAACUCACUCUUUUGAAAAUGGCUUUAUUGUGAGAGGGAAAGGUCUGAUUUAUCUCUUUCCUGUGCUGUAAAAAUGUCUCCAUAAAUAAUUACGUAUCACUGGACACUAUAUUCAGUAUUGGCAGUUCAAGUCAAAAGCCAGUGUUUAUUCUCUUUCUUCACAGAGUUGUCCAGUUUUUUCAAGAGCUCCUUUAGUUAACGCUACAGAUAAUUUAACUUGGAAUAUUAAUCAGACGGCAGUUGUAUUGUUUCUCCAGGUCAUUUAUUUUAGUCUCCAAGGUAACAAUAAUUUCCUUUUCUAUGAUACUUUUGCCCAGUUUUGAAGGCCGUAGUCUGGCCUCUCAGAAUGUCCCUGGGAUAAAAUUAGUCCUACAGAAUUUUGUAAUCUGGGCAAGUAAAAAAGAUAGAAACAAUGGCUGGGAUGGGAUGAGGUUAGCAUGUGUGGUGUGACUGAGCAGCCAGUUGUAUUUCACAUGGUGAGUAUUGGAGAUUUUUUUUUAACCUAGAAUUACCCAUUAUCAAGCUAAGGAAAAAAUGUAAAAUAAUCACUUUGUGGAAGAUAUUUAAGCCUACACAGAUCUACUGUAUUGUACAUGUCCCAAUAGAGAACAUAUAUCAUUGAUGGCUGUAGCUCAAAAUAGUAGAUGGUUAAUUUCUAUUUCCAUUUCUUUUUGCCUUCUACAUCAAGUUCAAACUUUUCAUCUAGAGUCAGUUGAAUAAUAUGUGACUCAUUUGGUAAAUUUGGUGGCAUUAGCUGGACAAAUUCUCUGAUUAAUUCUUUUUCAUGGCUCUGCCCACAUUCUCAUCGCAAGACUGCACAACUUCACCCUUUCAUAUAUCUCACCUUCCAUGUCCUUUUGUUUCACUGUCUAGUGUCAAGACAUGAAAUGUACUGCUGCUCUCCUUAAUAUCCCUUGUGUUGAUGUCUACCAUUCGUUUCUCUGAGCCUUCUCUCAUGCUUAGAACUCCCUACUUAUUGCUCAGUAGGUCUGACCAGGUUAUAAUAUCCUGAACUGAGAGAGACUGAGUAAUUCUCAUGUGGAACAACAAGAGUUUGGAACCAUCAACAAAGGCUAUAACACCAGGGAGAGAAGGUGAAAAUAAAUUUGUGUUUGUAUUUUUUUUCUCUGUCAUCUUUGGUGUGCAGCAUAUAGUUGGUGUAGGGUCUGUAGAGCAACUUAUACCUUAACAACACUAUAUAAUGGUUUUGUAAUAACAAUAAUAACUGUGGUGGUUUGGCUCACAAACGCAUCUUUUCGUUCAA